AUAAUAAGGCAUGGUCAGGCGAUGUAAACAUGUUUUCGCCUUUAAUUAUUACAAAACCUUGUGUAAUUAGGCAGUUAUUUAUUGUUGAAGUUAAACACAUUCGUUUCAGGUCUUCAUCUGAGGAAAGCAUUAGUGCAAAAAAUGCGCGCAAAUUACGCAUACAUAAGCUUGCCGAAGUAUUAGAAUGCACAGAUCUUACGGCUGGGGAGAUAGUUGCAAGAAACAGAAAUAUUUUGCAGUUAAAAUCAGAACACUUUAUUCGCAAUGCUAAAUUUUGUAGUGAACACUUAAAGCUUAGUGAUUUAGUUGAAUUUCCUAUUAUUCUUUCUUUGAACUCCAGUCUAUUACAACAUCGGUACUUUUCACUUAAGGAAUUAGGUUGCUCUAAUGUUACUGCUAGUAAUAUUUUAAAAUUUCCUCAAUUUGUUAAGAAAACACCUGGUACCUUGCAGAAAGAAGGCAUUUCUUUUUCAUUUGAUAGUCAGCCUCAUCACAUCAUGCCUUAUUUGCUUGGAUCUGGAAAUAAUAGGGAAAUAAUAUCACGCUUACAAGAGAUGUACAGAGAUGGCAGUAGUUUGAAGAAGAUCAAAACAGCAAUGAAUGCUGUAUUUUUAUCUAAUAAACUUGAUUGUUCCUUGUAUAAAGCUAAUCGACUACUUAGUAGGUAUCCUCCAUUACAAGUACAAAGUAUUUUAAAUACUGACCAACUUUUAAAUUUACUUCUUGAGAAAUUUGGAUUUUCUAUUUCACAGGUUACUCAAGCACCUAAUUUACUUUCUUUACAUCAUGAAUCUGUAGAUUACUUUCUUUCUGAAAUGCCUGAAAUUUUAGGUGUGAAUACUCUGGAUGUGGCAAAAAGAGUGCCGAUCCUUUUGAGACGACCGGUUGAUUCUGUUCAAAAACUGGAAAGUGUUUUGCAAGAUUUCCAAAUUACAGAUAAGCAGAUUUUGUCUUGUCCGAAAGUUUUCAUUUUCACCCCUAAUACUGUUCAACAGCGUUUAGAAACUUUAUGUAAUUCAAAAGACUUUUCCAUUCUGAAACCAUACAGAAAAUUUUUAUGGUUAGUUUAUUACUAUAACAAUUUGAAUCUCAGGUUACAAGCAAUGAAAACUUUUGAUGUGCCAUGCUGUAUAACUAUGUUUACUCUUUCUAAGUCCAGUUUUGAUAGGUAUCUUUGUGAAGGAAGGUACAAAACAAACAUAAAUGAUGUAUCUUUGUACCUUGCUGAAGUACUGGGCUGCACUGAAAAAGACAUUCAAGAUAAUCUGUGCUUAUACCCUCACCGUGAAAAUUCAUCAUUAGCAAAUUGUUCCAAAGUGGUCGACUUUCUUCUAGAUCGUGGUAUAACAAAGAAGCAAUUGUUGAAUGGAUUAGGAGUAAUUUUUUAUGAUGUGGAAACUGUCAAAGCUUAUUUUAAAGAUUUAGAAAAUCACCCAGCAUAUCAACCUUUUCCAGAGUGGCUUGCUCAUUUUAAUUUAGUUCAAUUACUCAUAUAUUCUAUGGAAGUAGAUGCUGGCUUUAGUGGCAGUAUAAUGAAAACUGCUUUAGAUGAGCCUGAACAAUUAGCUUCAUCUGGUUAACUGUUAUAUGAAGAAAUGAUGUUUUUUUCUGUUAUAUGAAGAAAAUAUUCAUUAGUGAAACUGUGAUCUCUAGUGGCAUUCAAUACAUUUUAUUAGUUUAGAUUAGCAGAAUAAGACCCCUAUCACACAUGCAUUUGUUUCAUACGAUUAACUGUUUUGGCCAAUUUUUCUGCCUGGUUUACUAUUGAAAGAAAGACAUGCGGUUUUUUUUGUUCCUUUAAAAAAAAAAUUGCAAGUUGUUCAUUUUCAACCAAUCAGCUAUCAACACCUUUGUAAUGGAGAACCAGUUUCCCCUUUACAUGUUAACCCCAAAGUGAUCUGUGGUGAUUGGCUGUUGUGGCAAAGCAGAAAAAUUGUUCCAAACAGUUGCUCUUCUAAAACAAAUGGAUGAGUAAUAGCAGCCUAAGUGAUAUUAGCCAUAAAUAUUUUUAAAGUGCAAAUUAUUGUCAUAAUUGAAAAUAGUGAAAGUCUUUGUACAGUCAAAAUCGUUAAUCCGGACUUGUCGCGACUUCCGGAUACGAUUCCGGAUUAUAGAUCAUCAGUUUAAAUCUCGUAAGAUGGCAAGCAGAAAUUCUAAAAUUAAAAAUAUGAAACUGUAAUUUAU
Messenger RNA from Stegodyphus dumicola, 2184 nucleotides. RefSeq names its product mitochondrial transcription termination factor 5 (gene mTerf5). Gene Ontology annotation, molecular function: double-stranded DNA binding. NCBI's taxonomy places the organism in Eukaryota, Metazoa, Arthropoda, Arachnida, Araneae, Eresidae. Gene Ontology annotation, cellular component: mitochondrial matrix. The record is from RefSeq and is a predicted model, not a curated record. Gene Ontology annotation, biological process: termination of mitochondrial transcription; regulation of DNA-templated transcription.